Messenger RNA from Dermacentor andersoni, 774 nucleotides. The record is from RefSeq and is a predicted model, not a curated record. Lineage: Eukaryota; Metazoa; Arthropoda; Arachnida; Ixodida; Ixodidae.
AUGGUCCACCGCCAAAGCAAGCUGAUCCAGUCGAGCUCUUUGUGGAAGAGAUUCUUUGCUCUCUCCCGGACUUUGUCGCCACACGUCAAGACGAGCUCCACCAUACUCAAAGCAAAUUAUGGCGAGUGUAACCUUCUGCUGGAAUACUGUACCAAAGGCUGGCCCAGGCAGUCAAGGCUGCUGUUUCACGUCAAAAGGUACUGGCAGCUUCGUGGAGACCUCAGUAUCUGGGAGAAGCUACUUCUAAAAGGGGUCCGCAUUGUGGUGCCGUCGACUCUUCAGCAUUCCAUAUUCAAUUUCAUUCACGACUGGCAUCAUGGUUUUUUCCGAUGCAAAGCCAUUGCUCGAGAAUCGGUGUGGUGGCCUGGAGUAAACAGCCACAUCGAGACCCUCGUCUCUAACUGCGCCAAGUGCACAGAAACCCAUGUACAACUUGCAGAACUAAUGAUGCCUUUCCAGACUCCAAGUCUUCCCUGGGAGGAAGUGGGAGUAGGCCUUUUCCACCUGAAAGGUCAAGAUUAUGUGUUGCUGGUUGACUACAGGUCAUGCUUCCCUGAAGUCAUCAGUCUGUGCUCUAUCACAAUACCUGCCAUCACCACGGCCAUCAAGAGAGUCUUUGCGCGCCACAGCAUUCCUAGUGUUGCUCGCAGUGACAACAGUCCACAGUUCUCAUCCAAAGACUUCUCUACCUUUGCGCAGGCUUACGGGUUCAGGCAGGUCACCAGCAGCCCACAUUUCCCACAGUCCAAUGGUGAGGUGGAGAGGAUGGUGUGA